This is a messenger RNA of Gloeophyllum trabeum ATCC 11539, 309 nucleotides long. RefSeq lists its product as uncharacterized. Lineage: Eukaryota; Fungi; Basidiomycota; Agaricomycetes; Gloeophyllales; Gloeophyllaceae. The record is from RefSeq and is a predicted model, not a curated record. The coding region runs from base 1 to 309 and encodes 102 amino acids. The transcript has 2 exons.
AUGAGCGAGAGAAUCAAGUACGAACUCACAUACAUGAUUUCCGACUCUGUGUAUUCAUCGGCCGUCCUAGCUCUAUGUGCAGCGGCGCCGUUGGCCAAUCAAGCACAGGUCCUUCAGGACUUGUGCGUGAUACCCAUCCGGAAAUGGCGAGGAAAUCUCCCUACGUCGCUUGGGCAGCUUUCACGAGAGGCUCAGGAGCUGUACGCGUCGGCGAUAGGACCCGGCCAAGUUUGGCCCGCACAAUGGAUAGGGUACAUCCAAGGACCGGCGGGUAGACCAUCGAAAGAGGUAUCGGUGGUGGAGAAGUGA